AUGGACAUCAAUGGUGCGUCAAGCAGGAAGCUGCAAGACAACGCCUUUGGUGCCGCGGUGCUCAGAGAAGACAGGCUGUGCAGGCUCAUUCAAGAAGAGUUUGGCAAGCAGGCUGAUCUCCUUCAGGAACUGUCUUCUCAGAUACGGUCGGCAGUGGAAAGAGAGAUGCCUCUGCAUGGACACAGGUUACACACGUUCCACACGCGGGAGUCUUCUUUCGCGCAUCGCCCAUCUCCUUCGUCCGCGAAGCCUUCUAAAGCUGAUGGCGACAGCGAACGGGUCGGGGAUCUCGACUCUGCAAAAGCCAAUAGCGAUGGCAAUGGUGAGAGGGGCCACUCCAAGGAGCACAGCAACUCCUUCCCAGGCGACCCAUUCUGGGAUGACGAACUGCAGACCAAGCUCAAUGAGCACCAGAAGAAGGCGUUUGCAAAAGCCAAGUCUGCGACGAUGACUUCUUCGCCUCACAAUGAGCUUCAAGCACAGCCAGGAGUUUUGAGCGCAGUUGCGCACAAGAUUGUUACAUCCAAUGCCUUUCAGGCCGGCAUCAUGCUUUUGAUCCUACUUAACCUCGUCCUUCUGGGUAUUGAGGUCGAUGUGGCCGCAAGUUUGCCCGCUGACGAGGAACCAGAAUGGUUCCAAACACUGAAUGUGAUCAUCGUUCUCAUUUUUGUGUCAGAGAUUGUGUUGAAGUUCAUUGCUCAUGGAUGCGCUACUUUCUUUUGUGGUUCAGACAGAUGGUGGAACAUUUUCGAUCUUGCAAUCAUCUCUGCAUCCGUUCUGGAAACUGCCACAGAGUUCGUGGCGUCUGCGAUAUCAGUGGGCAACAUGGACUCAAGCCAUUUGCGCAUCAUGCGGUUUGUACGGCUUGGGCGAGCUCUGCGUGGGGUUCGUGUUAUGCGACUGCUUCGCUUCAUUUCCGCCCUGCGAUCAAUUGUAUUCGCGAUUCUGAGCACAUUGUGGUCAUUGGUGUGGACUUUGGUUCUGCUCAUUCUCCUGUUCUACUGCUUUGGUGUCAUCCUUGCCCAGCUCGUGUCCGACCACUGUCGGUACCAUGCGACGUCGGUUGAGGAGUGCCCGCCAAUACUCCAAAGGUAUUGGUCAAGCGUCCCGGAAAGCAUGCUUACCCUGUUCAUGUCAAUCACUGGCGGCCUCAGCUGGGUUGAAGCCCUGGAGCCCUUGCGAAAUGCCUCUUCGAUUGCAGCGGCGCUCAUGCUGCUGUACGAGUUCAUCACAAUUUUCGCAAUUCUCAAUGUGGUGACUGGAGUCUUUUGUAACAAUGCCAUCGAGAGCGCCAAAGCUGACAAGGAGAUUGCUAUAAUGAAGCAGAUGCAAUGGCAUCAGAGCCAACUGCGCACUCUGAAAGGUGUUUUUCGAGAGAUCGAUGCCGACACGUCGAACAUGAUCAACUUCAUCGAGUUAGAGGAAGCAUUGUCGCAACAGAAGCUUUCGAGCUUCAUGGAAUCGAUGGACAUUUCCACGCAGGACAUCUGGACACUUUUCAUGGUUUUGGAUGCAGAUGAAAGCGGGGAGAUCUCACUUGAAGAAUUUGUGGAAGGCUGCAUGCAGCUGCAAGGUCCAGCGCAAAGUGUGCAGCUUGCAAGAAUGAGGUACGAGUCGAAGAUUGCUCGGCAGGAAAUAAGAAAGAUGUUCGAAGACAUCCGACACCAUCAAAACCAUGGGAGUGACGCUGCAGGUUGCUGA
Messenger RNA from Symbiodinium natans, 1701 nucleotides. Lineage: Eukaryota; Dinophyceae; Suessiales; Symbiodiniaceae. The record is from the annotation of a GenBank genome assembly.